Molecule: messenger RNA, 1179 nt
Organism: Emiliania huxleyi CCMP1516
Lineage: Eukaryota; Haptophyta; Isochrysidales; Noelaerhabdaceae
Exons: 6
Coding region: 1-1179 (392 amino acids)
Source: RefSeq, a predicted model, not a curated record
AUGCUAACGACGGGCGGCACGGUGGAAGGGGCGAAGGUAGGCCCCUCUAGCAUAGCGGAAGGGGAACUCGGCCUACUGGCGACGAGGAGGCUAGAGAAAUUUGAGGUGUGUAGCAUCUACACUGGGGAGAUCUUCCGGACAGGAACGGCGCAGCCACCAGAGACAGUACCAGACGAACUAUCACGACACACGGCAGCAGGGGGGACGCAGCUGGAUGGAAGUGACGACGAGAGCGGGGACGACUUUGACAGCGUCGCGGCGCGGUGUAACUUCGACUGGCCUGCAGCAUCGAAUGAGCCGAAACGAGGCACGAGGGCGACGCACUUCGUACGCUACGAGGAGAUACAAUUAGGCAAGGCAGCUGCGCAGGAGAUGGGAUACAGGGCGGGGACCAGGGCGGAUCCGAACGCAAUAACACCCCAGCAAGCGCGGACGGCAUUCGCGAGAUACUGCAAAAAGAUAGACGUGACGAAGGAGGAGCUAGCGUGGAACUUUGGAUGCAUAUCGGCAAGCCAAAAUAACGAGCAGGAGGCUGUCCUGGAUGAGGAUAUAAACUGGGACGACGCAGCGGAGGGGAUAGGCGAGGGAAUCGAGGGACCGGAGGGCUUUCGCGACAGCGACGAUGACGACGAAGAAAGGGGAGGGGACGGAGGGGCGACACGCAGGAGGAGCGAAAUCGCUAACGGCCCGAGCAGAGAGGGCGACGGCGGGGCACGAGGGAACAACGGAGACGCUACCGAUGACGCGAACCGAGGCACGGACGCCGGCGGGGACGGGGAGGGCGACAGCGACGUCGAGGUUGACGCAACCGUAUCGAGAGCGCCACCCAAAAAGGGGCGGACAGCCAUGGAGGUCACCGAAUGGAGGGCGAACGGCACGAUGCGAAAAGGCAGGGCGAGGCGGAUGGAGAAAGAAACCGCGAGCAGACAGCGCCUGCUGGCCAUUUCGAGACAUUCGCCAAGAACGCUAGCUACAUGGGAGGGCUUCGUGAAGGAUGGAUUGAAAAACAUUCGAACAAAGAAGAGGCGACGGGAGGAACCGGCGGAGGAUGCAAUGCGCGACGCAUCAGACGCGCAGGAUGACGGUGCAAGCAUGUCCGAGGGCUGUCCCCCAACGGAAGAGGCCUCGCUCCUAUUGGAACACUCCAACAUCAGAUUUGCCUCGUGCGUCCCUUUUUGA